Messenger RNA from Cadophora gregata, 858 nucleotides. RefSeq names its product phosphatidylinositol-binding protein scs2 (gene SCS2). Lineage: Eukaryota; Fungi; Ascomycota; Leotiomycetes; Helotiales; Ploettnerulaceae. Gene Ontology annotation, molecular function: FFAT motif binding. The record is from RefSeq and is a predicted model, not a curated record. Gene Ontology annotation, biological process: endoplasmic reticulum membrane organization. The coding region runs from base 1 to 858 and encodes 285 amino acids. The transcript is spliced from 7 exons. Gene Ontology annotation, cellular component: plasma membrane; endoplasmic reticulum membrane.
AUGUCCGUCGAAAUCGAGCCCACCGAGCUUGCCUUCACCCGGCCUUUUACCACCGAGGUGUCGCAAUCGCUCAAGAUCAGAAACUCCAACCGUACGCCUGUUGCCUUCAAGGUUAAGACUACAGCCCCUAAGCAAUACUGUGUCCGUCCCAACUCCGGAAGAAUCGAGCCAGGAAAGGAGGUCGAGGUUACUGUUCUUCUCCAGGCGAUGAAACAGGAUCCUCCUUUGGAUAUCAAGUGCAGAGACAAGUUCCUGGUUCAAUCCGUUGCCGUUACUGCCGAUAAAGAGUUUACCAAUAUCCAGUCUAUCUGGCAGCAUGUUGACGAGGCCGAGAAGUCGAGUGUUCAGGAGAAGAAGAUCCGGGUUGUCUACCUCGCUCCAGGAAGUGGUCAAGCUGCUGUUACACCCAUGAAGAAUGGCGUAAAUGGUAUCUCGAACCACUCUGUUGAUACUCCCGAGUCCGCCCCUCCAGCUUACAGUAACCAACGCUCCCCAUCUCCAGAAGAGACCUAUACCCCCGAUACCCGCCGGUCUACCAUUGGAACAAAGCCAGAUACCGAUACCCCAAUAGGAAAGUCACCUGCCUCGAACCUGGCAUCUUCGAUCCCAGCAGCAGUCAGCAAUGCCGCCCCCAUGUCCUACGAGGAGAUGAAGGCCAAGCUCGCCGAAGCCCAAGCUACAAUCUCAUCAUACGCACAAGAAGGUGGUCUACGGAUGCGCAAGGUAGCCAAGGGAGAGACCAGCAACGAGACCGUCAACAACUUGGCUCACCAGGUCCAAUCCAGCCAAGGUGUUCCACUACAGAUCGUUGCCGCCCUCUGCUUAAUCAGCUUCUUGCUCGCCUAUGUCUUUUUCUGA